Messenger RNA from Prosopis cineraria, 1539 nucleotides. RefSeq lists its product as uncharacterized. The coding region runs from base 1 to 1539 and encodes 512 amino acids. Lineage: Eukaryota; Viridiplantae; Streptophyta; Magnoliopsida; Fabales; Fabaceae. The transcript is spliced from 4 exons. The record is from RefSeq and is a predicted model, not a curated record. Gene Ontology annotation, molecular function: acetylglucosaminyltransferase activity.
AUGACUCCUUCAAACUCUUCAGCCAACCUGGUGUUGUUGAAGGACCAACAUUACAGUCCCUUAACCCUUAAAGCUUUAUACAAAUGUGUCAUCUUCUUCGGUAUAUUUUUCGUCUUGAUCCUCUUCGUCACCUUCUUGCAGCUUCAUCCUCUACAUGAUCAAUUCCCUUACCUCCUCGCAAGAUUCCAGGAAAAAUGUCCACCUUCAUCUUUAACAUCACCAUCAUUAGCAUCCACGUCGUCAUCAUCACAUGUACACAGUAAGUCUCAUUCUAAUUCUAACAACGCCAUUAACGUCAGCGACAUCGUGUUCUGUAUAGCUGCUUCUGUUAAAACAUGGAAGAAAAAGAAACCCUACAUUGAAUCAUGGUGGCAACCUAAUGUUACAAGAGGAUAUGUCUUCUUCGAGGAGGUUCCAGGGAAGGAUUCUCUGCCAUGGCCGGCCACUUCUCCGCCGUAUAAGGUCCAUGAGGAUGUGACGAAGCUCGAGCUUUUCAAGAAGUUUCCGAGCCCUAUUCAGGUGAGGAUUCUUAGAUCGAUCUUAAAGACAUUCAAGCAAAGAGAUCAAAAUGUGAAGUGGUUCGUGAUGACGGAUGAUGACACGGUGAUGGUGAUUGAGAAUCUGGUUAGGGUUUUAUCAAAGUAUGAUCACACAAAGCAAAUGUAUGUUGGGAUGCAUUCUGAAGCCAUAAAGUCGAAUUCAUUGUUCGCUUUUGAAAUGGCGUAUGGAGGAGGAGGGUUUGCUUUGAGCUAUCCGUUAAUGGAAGCCCUAGUUGAGAACUUAGAAGGAUGCAUAGAGAGAUAUACACAUUUGGUUUCUAGUGAUUAUAUUGUGAGUGCUUGUAUUGCUGAUCUCGGAGUUGAUCCAACAUUUGAAAGAGGUUUUCACCAGGUUGAUGCACACGGUGACGUAUCAGGUCUGCUUUCAGCUCAUCCAAAUGCUCCAUUUGUGUCCAUCCACCACAUGGACACCACAGACCCAAUCUUCCCCUCCAAGAACCGAUCAGAGUCCAUAAAGCAUCUUCUUCGUGCAGCCAAAUUCGACCACACUCGCAUUCUUCAGCAAACUAUAUGCCACCACAGGCCAAAUUUCUGGACUUUCUCAGUCUCGUGGGGUUACUCUCUGCAAAUCUAUGAAAGUGUUUUCCCUCGCUGGCUUCUCAAGAGGCCCUUGGAGACCUUCAAGCCGUGGCUCGCCGAGAUCUCGGCGCCGCCGUACUACAUGUUCAACACCAGACUGCCCAAUGAUAAUCCCUGUGAAGCUCCUCAUGCGUUCUUUGCAGAAUCAAUGGAGAAAGUCAGGGUUGAUAGUGGGGAAGAUCAGAUAGUUACGACGUUUAAGAGAAGAUCUCCCAGAGGUUUGAUUGCUUGUCCUCUUGUUGGACACAAGUCUGCUGAUUCUAUCUACAGAGUCAGAGUCUUCUCUCGGGCAACAACAAACUUGCAGGGUAGAAGAGAGUGCUGUAAUGUUGUGCAUGUUGGUUCAAGAGAUGCAGAAAUCAGAUAUAGGACAUGCACGAGAAAUGAAAUUAUUGGGUAA